AGAUGUCACGGCACUGUUGCUUCAAACGAUAAUGGUUGCGGGAGCCCUCUUUCUAGGGUUGACCGUAUCCAGAAUAGGCAGCAUCUUGGCAUGGACAAAGGCAAGCCUUCCUAUGAACCGGCACGAAUCAAAGGAAUCAAAUCCGGUAUCCAUCCCUGCCAACGCGCAGCUGCCAGAGGUUCAAAUCGAGCCCGCUGAGCCGCCAUCGGCGAGCCACCCCGUAACCCCGCAAACGACACCACAGCACAGUCCAGCCAGACCAGCAGUAGAAACCAAGAUCUCUGUCAAGAAGAAACGUAAACGGCGAAGGUCGACAGUGACUGCUGUCAUGAGUACAUCUGGCAUAGAAGCCUCCCGAUCGGAAAACGAUAUCUACCGCCUUCAACAUGAGCGGCGUGGAUCCCUUUCUCCGUCCGUGUUACGAACAUUGGGUACGGAGAACAAGCUAAACAUCCUCUCCAGAAGCCAAAAUCAGCUGAAAAAGCAUUGAAAGCUGAAAUGGGGAAUCAACAUGUACAUUUAUUUUAUCUAUAUAUGCAUUUUGUAUUCUUUUCGUAUAUAUAAUCAAUUACUCUCUGGC
Molecule: messenger RNA, 580 nt
Organism: Spizellomyces punctatus DAOM BR117
Lineage: Eukaryota; Fungi; Chytridiomycota; Chytridiomycetes; Spizellomycetales; Spizellomycetaceae
Exons: 1
Coding region: 32-490 (152 amino acids)
Source: RefSeq, a predicted model, not a curated record